Messenger RNA from Elaeis guineensis (African oil palm), 2563 nucleotides. RefSeq lists its product as uncharacterized. The record is from RefSeq and is a predicted model, not a curated record. Gene Ontology annotation, molecular function: zinc ion binding. NCBI's taxonomy places the organism in Eukaryota, Viridiplantae, Streptophyta, Magnoliopsida, Arecales, Arecaceae.
UCGGCUCCUAAGUUCAGUGUGAGACUAUGCUCUUGUACCCAAUCCUAAUUUGGCAGCGUAAAUAUAUGCUGCUCGCAAGGGUAUUUCCGCAAACCAACUCCGCAGUACGAAUCCAUGCCCCUUCUCCACGGCUUCCCCCUUUGUACCUUUCAUCCCCCUCCCCCCCUCCUUCUGGCUUCUACCGACCCCUUCGGCUUCGCUCGUCGGCAGCCCAGAAACCCCCGCAAGAAUCGAAGUAGAUCGAAGAAUUUCUCGCUUGAUUGCGUCGCCAAUUUGGUUCUCCUGGGGUUUUGAUCCAUCGAUCUCACUCUGUUGCGCCUUCGCGAUCCCUCUUGCGCUGCUUGGAGUUCGAUCUUCGAUCUUCUCUCUUUUGGGUGUUCGUGCCGCAUCGGUCUAACUUGAUCGGUUCUUAGAUACCAGAUGAUUGCCACUAAUGGCUCCAAGUGUGGUAAUGUUCUGAUAUAAGAUGCCUUGGAUGAGCUGGGUUAGUUGUCAUUAUGCAAUUAUUGUUUAUUGCUUGAUUGGUUGAUUCUGAGGAAAAAAAAAAGGAUAGCUAUAGUUGUUUCAUGGCUGGCCACUCAUUAGCCCAUCAGGAUCAUAAUCUAGUUGUUCCAGACCAUUCUCUUGUCAUUGGCCAGGAGUUCCCGGAUGUGGAAGCCUGCAGAAGAACACUUAAAGAUAUUGCUAUUGCUUUACAUUUUGAUCUUCGGAUAGUGAAAUCUGAUAGGAGCCGAUUCAUAGCCAAGUGCUCCAAGGAAGGAUGCCCUUGGCGAGUUCAUGUGGCAAAGUGUCCUGGUGUCGCUACUUUCUCAAUCAGGACCUUGCAUGGGGAGCAUACGUGUGAAGGAGUUCGCGGUCUUCAUCACCAGCAAGCCACCGUGGGUUGGGUUGCCAGAUCCGUGGAGGCCCGACUAAGAGAUAAUCCACAAUACAAACCAAAGGAGAUAUUGCAAGAUAUCCGUGAACAGCAUGGGGUUGCUGUGUCUUACAUGCAAGCUUGGCGUGGGAAAGAGCGAAGCAUGGCUGCAGUUCAUGGCACUCUUGAGGAUGGAUAUCGCUUUCUUCCAGCAUACUGUGAACAAAUAAAGAGAACAAAUCCUGGGAGCAUUGCAUUAGUUUAUGCAACCGGUCCAGAAAACAGUUUCCAUCGUCUGUUUACCUCCUACCGUGCAUCAAUCUAUGGUUUUCUGCAUGCUUGCCGACCACUAUUGGAACUUGAUAGGGUUCAUCUUAAAGGAAAAUACCUUGGAAGUUUGCUUUGUGCCUCAGCUGUUGAUGCUGAUGACACACUAUAUCCAUUGGCAUUUGCUAUUGUGGAUGCAGAGAGCGACGAAAAUUGGAUGUGGUUUCUAUCAGAAUUGCGGAAGCUCCUUGGAGUUAAUACAGACAAGAUGCCUGUAUUAACAAUAUUGUCCGAGAGACAGAAAGGCAUUGUGGAAGCAGUUGAAACCCAUUUCCCCACUGCUUUUCAUGGAUUCUGCCUGCGUUAUGUAAGUGAGAGCUUCCGUGAUGAGUUCAAAAAUUCAAAAUUAGUCAACCUCUUUUGGAAUGCUGUUUAUGCUCUCACUGCAGCUGAAUUUGAGGCAAAGGUAGCUGAGAUGAUGGAAGUUCAAGAUGUUAUGCCUUGGUUCCAUCUCUUUCCACCUAAUCUCUGGGCUGUUGCAUACUUUGAAGGGGUACGUUAUGGUCACUUCACUCUCGGAAUUACAGAGAUAUUGUAUAAUUGGGCCCUUGAUGGCCAUGAGCUUCCCAUCGUGCAAAUGAUGGAACACAUACGCUAUCAAUUAACUGCUUGGUUUAAUGAUCGUCGCAAUAUGGGAAUGUCAUGUUCCUCUGUUCUUGUUCCCUCUGCUGAGAAGCUUAUUUCAGAAGCUAUUGCUGAUUCACGUUGUUAUCAAGUCCUGCGUGCAAAUAAAGUGGAGUUUGAGAUUGUAUCAUCUGAAAGAACAAAUAUUGUUGAUAUACAGAGCCGGUGUUGCUCAUGUCGUCGGUGGCAAAUCUAUGGUAUCCCAUGCGCGCAUGCGGCUGCUGCACUUCUAUCUUGUGGUGAAGAUGUCCGGCUCUAUGCUCAAGAGUGUUUCAGCAUUAGGAAAUACAGAGAGGCCUAUUCACAAAUGAUAUAUCCCAUUCCAGAUAGAAAUCUUUGGAAGGAAUCAGGUGAGGGAACAGAAGGUGGAUGUAACAAAGCAGAUAUUAUUAUACGCCCUCCUAAGAUUCGUCGGCCACCCGGCCGGCCCAAAAAGAAGGUUCUUCGGAUAGAAAGUUUAAAACGCCCAAAGCGAGUUGUUCAGUGCGGCCGAUGUCAUCUUCUGGGGCAUUCUCAAAAGAAAUGCACAUUGCAAAUCUGACACUUUUGGACAUUUUCUUCUUCAAUCAAAAUCUUUGUUAUAUUCUUAUAUAUGCGAGGAAGUAGAAUUAGUGUUGUAUCAUGCAAUAGAAGUUUGUUCUAAUUUUUCUUAUCAUUGCCAUAUGCUCUUUAUUUGAUUAAAGCUGAGGAUGCUGCUCCUUUAUGAUAGCCUGUUAUUGAUUUGCUUUAUAAAUAUUCACUGAAAUCUCAAAUCCA